AUGAACUCCCCCAUCUCCGUCUCCGACGGCUUAUGGACAUUCACCAACUACGGCCCCCUCACCACAACAUUCACCCCAGUCCCAAGCUGCACCGGCCCCGACGCGAGAAGGCUCGGAAACUUCAACAACGGCCAAGUCAUCAUCAAUUACGCCGUCCAAUGCACCAAUAAUAUCGGCACGGAUGACAAUUGCUGGCCCGCGCCCACUACCACGCAAUCUCCCUUCCCGACUCCGCCUAACGGCAGGUACUGGGAGGGUAUCGGGGGCUAUUACUCGCCGGGUUUGUACUGUCCUAAGGGCUGGGAGACUGUUGGUGUUGCGGCGCGCGAUGCUGGUAGUUCGCUUUCUUCGUCGGGGGCUUUGAGUACGACGACUGUUGUUGAGACGUUUAGUCGCUCGGGUACUGAGACUGGGUUUUUUACGGAGCCGACGGGAGAUAAUGCUGGUUCGAUGUUGAAGGGUGUUCUUGAGCCGAAGCAGACGAUGGCUGUUUGUUGUCCAAGCUCUUUCACAGCAGACAUCGAAGGCGGCGGCUGCUACUCCAUCGAACCAAGCUACACACCCACCGCAGCCUGCUGGAGCGACGUCGGCCUCUUCUACGAAAACACUGAAAAUACCAUCACAUACACAUCGGGUACAAAAAUAAUCACGUCCGUCAGUGAAGGACCCACAUCGACAACCUACAAAAACGAGACCAGAUCGUUCACCUUCCCUAGUAGUGACGCUAGCCAGUUUACGGGUAUGGUGUACGUGGCUAUGCUUACUCUGGUGCAUAAGGAGUCGGAUCUGGUAUCUGCUACUUCGGCAGCGAAGGCGACGGGGUCAAAGGCGACGUCGAAUGCGGCUGUGAGGUUGGGAGGUGUUCGGCAUGAGGAAGGGUCGAAUGGGAUUGUGGGUGUCGUUGGGGUUGUUAUGGCGGCGAUGGGGCUGGGGGCUGCUAUUUUGUUUCAGUGA
Penicillium subrubescens is the source of this 954-nucleotide messenger RNA. RefSeq lists its product as uncharacterized. The coding region runs from base 1 to 954 and encodes 317 amino acids. Lineage: Eukaryota; Fungi; Ascomycota; Eurotiomycetes; Eurotiales; Aspergillaceae. The record is from RefSeq and is a predicted model, not a curated record. The transcript has 2 exons.